Amoebophrya sp. A120 is the source of this 507-nucleotide messenger RNA. Lineage: Eukaryota; Dinophyceae; Syndiniales; Amoebophryaceae. The record is from the annotation of a GenBank genome assembly.
GCAGGAACGAGCCAGACGGGAAUGGAAUCUCCAACGCAGGUGGCUGCAGUUCGCCUACGCCCCACCGCACGGAGGACAGCACGGAAUUGAUUGCGCAGACAGAUACGCCGCAGAACGGAACAGUGGAUGCUGGCAGUGACUUCGUGCCUGAUCGCCGUGUGAAAAUCAUUCAUCCUUUCUCGACGAAGAACUCCUGUCUGGCAAACUGGAAGGAGCGGGUCAGUCUGGACUACGGAUUUCAAAUGCUGUUGCGCUGGGUGGGAGUGUCGUCGCGAUCAGCUUGUCAUGCACGACCGCAAACUACAAGCAACAUCGUCUACCGCUGGCGCCGAUGGCAAGAAGGCGAUCCAGUGCCGUUUUCGUAUUGGGAGAACGAGUAUUACUCGUGUUUCUAGCGGAGCUGCGAACAGCGAGCAGAAUGUACUGGGAAGAAGUCGACGCCUGACUCAGGACCAACUGUCCUCGUUUUGCUGGGAGAACGAACGUGCAGCUUAAUGCGAGUCGCAG